UACGUACAUUCAGUAUAUUCUCUCAGAGAGCUAUCCUAGAUAAUAAAUUUGAUAUGUAACCGGUUACAAAUUUCAAUGUGCGUCUGUUACUUAUGCUUAAAUCUGUCUUGUGCUUACUUAAUAUAUUUCAUUAUACAGUUUUACCAUGCAUAUUAUGUACAUUGAAGUAUUUGUGGUAUUGUAAAGUUAUAUCGUUAUUUCAACAAAUGAUGUAUUUUCCAAGUACAUAUCACUUUACGGGUGACUAGUUGUCUCCUAAGAUAUCGACUUAAUAUUUACUUUACCCAAGCUGUCCUUUAUUGAUCCCUCCCAUGAGUUCUGUUAUUCCUUUGGCCCUGGCAUCUGCUCAGGGCCCCUCACACUGCGAAAUGGAACCCUGACAGUCACACCCUUCCCCCCUUAUACUCACGCUUGCCGUCUCUCCCCGCAGGAGCUGCCGCAGCAACCCAUCCCCGAUCUCGGCAGCACCCUCGACCGGUACCUGGCUGGCUUGAGGGCCGUGAUUCCCGCUACCCAAUACGAGAGCACGCGGCAACUAGUAGAGGAUUUCCGGGAAGAUGCUGGACCCAAACUCCAAGCCGAGCUGGUCCGACUGGCACAGAACACAGACAACUGGGCAACGAGCUUUUGGCUGGAUGACAUGUAUUUAAACAACCCAAUACCACUCCCUAUCAACUCCAACCCUUUCUUCCUACUCCCGAAGCAGCAAUUUCAUUCAUCAGCGGACCAACUCAGAUUUUCUGCCAAACUUAUUCUUUUUGCAUUGGACUACAAAAUGAAGAUAGACAGGAAUGAAUUACUACUGGAUCUCGUUCCUUCUAAAGGAGGCAAAAAAUCUCAGUUAUGCAUGAAAACAUAUCAUCACUUUUUUCCCGCUUACCGAAGACCCGGCGAAGAGAAAGAUGAACUAAUUAUGUCUACUCAACAAGAAAUGGAUCAUGCAUGGAAUGUGGUCGUAGCUUGCAAAAAUCAGUUCUUUACAGUCCAAGUGAAACCACCAAAUAGUGAAGAAUUCCCUAACGAAAAUACACUCGUGGACCAACUGCGACAGGUGAUGCAGAUGUCGAAAGAUAAGGAGAACCUCCAACCUCCGGUAGGCCUUCUCACCACAGAGAACAGGCAGACUUGGGCAAGACUGAGGAACAAAAUGCUCAAAAAAAACGUAAACUUAUUGAGUUUACAGACGAUCGAGAACUGCCUCUUUGUUCUCUGCCUAGACGACGGAACUCCCAUGGUGCCUAACUAUUCCACCAUUCGAAAAGAUUCCACCACCCUGGAGUUGACCACAAUGGCCGGUCACGUGCUUCAUGGUAGUGGCACCGAUGCUGGCACCGCUAACAGAUGGUACGACAAAUUUCUUCAAGCGGUGGUAACGAGAGAUGGCGUUGUAGGAUUUGUUGUAGAACAUUCGGCCUCCGAAGGAAUAACAGUUCUACGAUUCUGUGAAGAAUUUCUUCAAAAACUAUCACUGGAACAGAACAGCAGUGAAGUACAACCCAACUCGUCUUUACCCUCUACUACACGGCCGCCGAUCUCUCUGAACUGGGAAAUAGAUGAUGAAAUAUCGUCUGCCAUCCAGGAAGCUGGGAAGAAAAUGAACAAGCUGUGCAAAGAUCUAGAUUUGUUUGUCCAUCGUUUUGAGAAAUAUGGUAAAGAAUUCAUCAAAAGCCACAAAAUAAGCCCUGAUGCUUUCAUACAAGUAGCCCUCCAACUUACUUAUUAUAAGGUGCACCGGCGCUUGGUGUCUACCUAUGAAAGUGCAUCCCUACGGCGGUUCCAAAAUGGCAGGGUGGACAACAUUCGAGCAGCCACAGCUGAGGCCUUAACCUGGGUGAAGGUGAUGUGUGACGAUCAACAAGUUACCGAGGAGACCAAAGUGAAAUUAUUUCAAGAAUGUAUUAAAAAACAAACUGAAAUUCUUCUCUACACUAUAAAUGGGGAAGGACCCGAUAACCACUUACUUGCUUUGAGAGAGAUCUCAAAGUCGCAAGGAGGACAGGAACAUCCCAUCUUCAAAGACAAAUCUUAUUGGGAGUUCUUAAAUUUCAGACUUUCGACUAGCCAAUUGCCGACAACAUAUGGAAUAUUGGUUGGCUAUGGUCCUGUCGUUCCAGACGGGUACGGUUGUUCUUAUAAUCCUUGUGCGGACCAUAUCGACUUUUGCGUUUCUUCUUUCUUCAGUUCUAAGGAGACGAGCUCUGAUUUCUUUGCCCAUAGCCUUGAAGGUAGCCUUUUGCACAUGGGGGAGAUAUGUCUUAAGAUGAAGCAAAUGGAAGAAGAGGCAAAACGUUGUGAUCAGGCGAUACUAAACAAAGCGUCCACAAGAGCAGAUUGAAAUUAAAAUAUAUAUAUAUUAUAGUGCUUAAUUAAGGAAGCAAAAUAAAAAAGGAGAUUUUUUUAUUAUUCAAAAGAGAUGAUUAAGUAAAUCUGGUGUCUCUGCUUGCAAAUUAAGUGUAGAGAAAAAAAUCAAAUUAUUAUUAUUAUAUAUAUAUAUCCAUAGUUUAAGAGAUAUUAGAGUUUAAAUAUCAUUUCGACCCACCAUAAUUAAAUAUUACCAAAGAAUAUAAAGUGAAAAAUUGUCUGUGUAAAGUUCUAAGAGUAUUUUUAUAUAUUAUAAAUAUAAAAGAAAUGACAAAAGUUUAUCGAGUUAUGAGAGCGAUAACUGUUUCUUAAUACCAGUAUAUAAAAUGGCAAAAAUUAGCAAAAUAAAUUUAAUAAUUUUAUUUAUAAAUUUUUGCGCUCUGAAGUGAAUUCUACAUCAAGAAUAUUUUUAAUUGGAUUUAAUGUUCAAAACAUUCGUAAUUAUCUAGUAAAAUUUAUUAAAUUAAGAACAUGUGUACGUUUAUCAAAAACUGAAUAAGAAAUGAUGGCAUUAUUUUUAAUUUUCAAUUGAAACGGAUAUGAGAAAUUUGCAAUUGUACUGGCAUGAAAAAUAAAUUUUGAAAAGAAGAAAAAUAAAUACUACCCUUUUCUGGGGGGGUUACUAAAUCAGUCAUAAAGGGGGGGAUUCAUUCCUAGACCAUUAAAACCCCACUUCAAAACAAAAAUUUUUAAGUUACUAAAUACGUGCUUUAGAAAUGCUAUUCUAAAUCAAAAUUGAAAUCAUUAAAAGAAAAUUGAUUUAAUUUUGUGACGCACAAAUAUUUAUAAUAACUAAAAUGAACUUUAACUUUCAUAAGUUUAUGUUCUUUUAAAAUUAAGGAUUAUUUAUAUUAUAUUAAUGGCCCAUAAUGAAACUUAAAUGUAGCUAUAUUUUGAACAAUUUUUAACUAUUUCAUUUAUAAUAUUUAAGUACAUAUUUAUAUUAUCUAAACUGAAGCAACAUAUUCUAUGCGGUAUAAUUCAAAAUAUAAUUUGAAAUAUUUUUAUUCUACUUAAAGGUAUUUUAUAACGCUCAUUGCAGUUUUAAAAGAUUUGCGAAUUAAUUAAUUUGGCUUUGCUACAUUCAGAUCUAAAUUCAUCGCAAUCAAACAUUUUACUUUGUUAAAGUAUUUUGAAAUUUGGUAUUGAACCAAGUAAAAUUUCAAAUUCCACCCUCCAAGUACUGAAUAAAAACAAAGGAAAUUUGUAUUCGAUCCAUUAACAAAAGAAAAAAAAAAUCGCAGAUAUUUUUCGAGUAACGUGUAUCUGAUUUUGAGUAUUUUAACGUACG
Molecule: messenger RNA, 3652 nt
Organism: Stegodyphus dumicola
Lineage: Eukaryota; Metazoa; Arthropoda; Arachnida; Araneae; Eresidae
Product: choline O-acetyltransferase-like
Biological process (GO): neuromuscular synaptic transmission; acetylcholine biosynthetic process
Cellular component (GO): neuron projection; cytoplasm
Molecular function (GO): choline O-acetyltransferase activity
Source: RefSeq, a predicted model, not a curated record